Molecule: messenger RNA, 1287 nt
Organism: Adineta steineri
Lineage: Eukaryota; Metazoa; Rotifera; Eurotatoria; Adinetida; Adinetidae
Source: the annotation of a GenBank genome assembly
AUGGCUAUGUUCCAGAAUCGACACAGAAGAGUUAUUUUAGAAACACCAAGUUUUUGUGCAUGGUGGAAUUGGUGGGCUUAUUCAUCGACUACUGCAUUAGUAUGGAUUGCUGCUUAUGGUUCAAUUGAACGACAUUUACUUAUAUUUCAUAAUGGUAUUAUGGCAACAAGAAAAAGACGAUUCUUUCUCCACAUUCUACCAAUGUUAACUGCAAUUGUUUGCUCUUAUACAUUCUAUUUCGUUGUCAUUGUUUUCCAUUCUUGUGACGACUAUUGGGAUUAUACUGCACUGCUUUGUCUUUUACCAUGUUAUAUAUACAGUGAAUCUACAGUUGCAUUAUAUGAUUUUGUAAUGCAUACAAUGAUGCCAUUAAGCAUAGUAACUGUAGCAAAUGUGGCUUUAGUUAUUCGAGUAUUAUGGCAAAAAAGAAAUCAACAUGGAGAUUGGCAACGAAAAUGGAAAUUAGCUGCACAUCUUAUAUUAAUUGCUAUCUUCUUUAUGAUUACUUGGUAUCCAUUGGCAAUCAAUAAUAUGCUUAUCGACUAUCCAUUUGUCAUGAUCUAUUAUCGUUAUCGAAGAGUUAUUCCUGCAACACCUAGUUUUUGUUUAUGGUGGAAUUGGUGGGUUUAUUCAUUAACUGCUGCUUUUAUAUGGGUUGCAGCAUGGGGUUCAAUCGAUCGACAUUUACUUAUAUUUCAUAAUGGUGUUAUGGCAACACGAAGACGACGAUUUGUUUUUCAUACACUUCCCAUGCUAAUUGCAACUAUUUAUCCGUAUAUUUUUUAUUUUAUUGUGAUUAUUUUGAACUCAUGCGAAAACUAUUGGGAUUAUAAUUAUGUCUUUUGUCUUCAACCAUGUUUCGGAUAUAGUCAACCUACUGUUGCAUUAUAUGAUUUUGUGAUGCAUACAAUGAUACCAUUAAGCAUAGUAACUGUAGCAAAUGUGGCUUUAGUUAUUCGAGUAUUAUGGCAAAAAAGAAAUCAACAAAGAGAUUGGCAACGAAAAUGGAAAUUAGCUGCACAUCUAAUAUUAAUUGCUAUCUACUUUAUGAUUACUUGGUAUCCUGAAGCGAUUAAUAAUAUUGUUUACAUAUAUACAUCAUCACCGGUAUCAGUUAGUUUACAAGUGAAAUAUUUCUUUUUUCUUCCGGCUAUAUUAGAAAUGACACUUCCAAUGGUUUCAUUAUUUUUUCUACCGGAUUUCAAAAGAACAGUUUUCAGAUUUCGACAAACUACUGUUAGGCCUGUAACUUUUAAUCUUCAGACAAUGACGGCUAGAAGACUUUAG